This is a messenger RNA of Dufourea novaeangliae, 1488 nucleotides long. RefSeq names its product protein RRNAD1-like. NCBI's taxonomy places the organism in Eukaryota, Metazoa, Arthropoda, Insecta, Hymenoptera, Halictidae. The transcript has 8 exons. The coding region runs from base 1 to 1488 and encodes 495 amino acids. The record is from RefSeq and is a predicted model, not a curated record.
AUGGCCGCAUCUGUAGAGAUUCAGUGCACAUGCAGAGUCUGCACCAAUAUUCGUCUAACGAUCGACAAUGUAUUUUGUGUUUUAGACGUAUACGGUUGGCUAUUGAACUCUUAUGUCGUGGACUUUUUUCAAGAAAAAUUAUGGGAUAAAUUGCCAGAAAGUUGGAGAUUUGCUCUACACGAUGUAUCUCCUCGAGAGUUUGGGAAAUGGCUGUCGGGAGACAUCUCGUGCACGCAAGUAUGGCCCUUAUCUUUACUUGCACUUCGUCAAGUGACUAAUAGUCUAAAAAUAAAUAGAGACCAUGGAGACCCAGCAAGUAUAAUAUCUUGCAAAUUGGACAGUACAAAAAGAAAUAAGGAAGAGACUAAUAAAAAAUUUCAAAGUACCAAAUCAGAAGUACUUGAUAAAUCAAAUUCUCAAGAUAGAAAAUUUACUAAUUUAUUCUCAAAGCAUAUAAAAAAGAAAAAGAGAUACGAAAUACAAGAAUUAGCUCACGUAUGUGCUGACUGUGCUUAUGAGUCUAACUGUAAAUGUAUUGUUGAUAUUGGGGCUGGUAUGGGUCAUUUGGCUCGUACCUUAGCAUUUCAACAUGGUUUAUGUGUUACUUGCAUUGAACAAGAUUCUACACUGUUGCAACAAGCUAGGAAAUGGGAUCAAGAAUUAUUAAUGUCUGCAAAAAAGCAUCUACUCCAUUUCUGCGAGAAAGUCCCACAGCAUUAUACAGCUAAAUUAGAAUCAUCAAAUUUGGUAGAAUCAGAAUUAGUUGGACAUUUACAAAAUUUAUUUCAGAAUGGGUUCAACUUAUGUAAAACAGAUGCUAAAUUUGGUCUUAUAGGACUUCAUUCGUGUGGAGACUUGGCUCCUUUACUGCUAAAACUUUAUUCUUCCAGAUGCGAAGCCAAAUUUAUUUGUAUCGUAGGAUGUUGUUACAUGAAAUUAUCUUUAAAAUCACAAUUGAAUGAAUUAAAUGGUUAUCCACUUAGUAAAUAUCUCAGAUCAUGUAAAAAUCAUACAUUAAGUUAUACAUCAUUAGAAGUGGCAUGUCAUGCCAUUGAAAAGUACUGUGAUAAAUUGAAGACAGGGAAUUAUGAAGAUUUAAUAGUUCAUACUUAUAGAGCAGCUUUAGAAACUAUUUUAAUAAAGAAAAGUGAAAAAUUGCGACAUAGUCAAUUGAGAAAUGUCAAAGUAAGGAAAGGCAUGACAUUUCAACAGUACUGUGACGCAGCGACGUCAUAUUUGGAUACUUACCUGCAACCAGAAGACUCUGACAUCAAUAGUCCAGAUAUUAAUGCCUAUUUAAAUCGCUGGAAAGAAGUCAUAGUAUUUGGAUCCUUACGGAUGAUGUUGGCGCCGUUAGUGGAGACGAUCGUACUGCUCGAUAGAUUCCUGUUUCUGUCUGAAAAGAAUUUAUCACCGACAUUAAAACCCGUUUUCGAUAGUAGACUAUCACCGCGAAAUUUAGUAUUAAUAUCUAAAAAGAAUAAUUGA